AUGGAUGUAAAAAAUGCAUUUCUUAAUGGUGAACUAACAGAAGAAGUGUAUAUGCAACCUCCACCUGGGUAUAAUCAUCCUCCAAAUAAAGUUUGUAGACUCCGCAAAGCUCUUUAUGAUCAAGGUUGUAACUUACUUUUACUUUAUGUGGAUGACAUGAUAAUUACUGAUGAUGACACAAAUAGAAUCCGUGAUCUAAAGAAUUUUCUACAUCAACGAUUUGAAAUGAAAGAUCUUGGAAAGUUAAAUUAUUUCUUGGGACUUGAAAUAGCUUCUAACAAAUCCAGUUACUAUUUAUCACAAACUAAGUACGCAACUGAUCUCAUAUCUCGGGUUGGUAUUAUUGACACAAAAGUUGUUAGCACACCCUUUGACUCCACAGAACAUUUGGCUGCUACUGAUGGUUCUUCCUGA
Molecule: messenger RNA, 414 nt
Organism: Impatiens glandulifera
Lineage: Eukaryota; Viridiplantae; Streptophyta; Magnoliopsida; Ericales; Balsaminaceae
Exons: 2
Coding region: 1-414 (137 amino acids)
Source: RefSeq, a predicted model, not a curated record